Penicillium samsonianum is the source of this 1479-nucleotide messenger RNA. RefSeq names its product cytochrome P450. Gene Ontology annotation, molecular function: heme binding; monooxygenase activity; iron ion binding. Gene Ontology annotation, biological process: sterol metabolic process. The transcript has 7 exons. Lineage: Eukaryota; Fungi; Ascomycota; Eurotiomycetes; Eurotiales; Aspergillaceae. The record is from RefSeq and is a predicted model, not a curated record. The coding region runs from base 1 to 1479 and encodes 492 amino acids.
AUGCUGCAGAGCACUUUGACUCGGCUGGCACUUGCUUCAUGCAAUGACUCCUCAGCUACUCUUCGAGAUCUGGGUGGUCUCACGUCAGUGAUCCUUCUACUCUCUGCCUUGCUCUACAAAGUACUCUACGUGCCGGUGGCAUCUUCCCCCAAAAAAGGCAAUUCCGUUCCGCGCUUGCAAUUGCCUGCUUGGAAGGUCACCCAGUUGUUCUUUGAGAAGAGGUUUGAUUUCAUCAAAGAUGGCUUCAAGGCUACAUCAUCUUCCAUCUAUCAGACCAGUCUGUUCCGACAUAACGCCACUGUUCUUUCCGGGGAUGAAGGCCGACAAAUCUUCUUCAAGGAGAAGGGUCUUUGUUUGUACGAUACAUUUUCGAUCAUGAUGGGCAGUGGUGCUGCUCAAUUUGACCCCCACCAAGUCAGUGGCGUAGUCAAGCGAAUGGCUUCGAUUCAACGACCUGACAAUCUCCAGAAAUUGAUUCCAUUGAUUCUGUCAGAAUGCCAGCGUAAAAUGGACGCAUGGGGUAACGAGCGUAUUCUUGACCCCUGCUCUUCCCUUCACGAGGUCACUUUUCAACUGGUCAUGUGCAUUGCUUCCUUUGAUAUCGCCAAUGAUUCAGUUCUUUCAGCUCGUCUCAAGUCACUUGUCGACACUGUCGACUCUAUCACUAACCCAUACUCAACUUGGUUCCCUUGGUUACCUGGCCCAGCCUUGUUCCAGAAGUUCUUUGCUUCUGUUCAAAUCUACAGGAUUGUUCAAGCGGCCAUUAACAACCGGAAGAGGAGCGGAAUCAAGAGGGAUGAUAUGCUGCAGCAGAUGAUUGAUGAUGGAGAUGGUACAAUUCAAAUCUUCGGGUGUAUGCUAGGGCUAUCACUAGCUGGAGCUCGUGCCACCGGAACAAUAGUGACAUGGCUGAUCAUGCAAAUCUCCUCGGACCCAACUUGGUCCUCGAGUGUUCAAGAGGAGAUUAAAACCUUUCCUCUCUCUCUGGGAACAGCCUUAUCCAAGCCCUCCUCCGAAAUCCCACUCACAGCCUGGGAAUCCGAAACGCCCAAUCUCGACCUCUGUAUACGUGAAACACUGCGCACCUCACAGCCAUACACAGCAGUGCGAAAGAACACCGGACCAGAUCUUACAAUCGGGCCAUACGUUAUCCCCUCGGGGUCUCUCGUUGUCUAUCCAUUUUCGGAUACAGCACUCAACCCCAAGUACUACCCGGACCCAAGCCGCUGGGAUCCCUCUCGGGGAAUUGAAAAGGAAACACCGUUCAUUGGCUGGGGUGCGGGGAAGCAUGCUUGCAAAGGCCAGCGACUUGCUACGUUGACCAUGAAACUGGUGGUUGUUUAUGCUUGGAUGCAAUUUGACAUUACAAUGGUUGAUGGGCAGGGCGAAAAGAUCAAUCAACUUCCCCUUCCCGAUUGGAAUGACUCUGCGACUUGCCGCCCGAAGGAGGAAUGCGGAAUCAAGUUUGUUGAGAAGUAG